Molecule: messenger RNA, 623 nt
Organism: Rubroshorea leprosula
Lineage: Eukaryota; Viridiplantae; Streptophyta; Magnoliopsida; Malvales; Dipterocarpaceae
Source: the annotation of a GenBank genome assembly
GUUUAAUGGCAAAUAAAAUUCUGGGACAAUUAGGAAAUAAGCAAAAUUUGAACCUCCGAAAGGAUCAAACCUGGAAAGGAUCAAACCUGAAAGGAUGAGAACUUUAUGGGAGUAGGCAGCAAUGUGGAUGGAGCAGACUAAGUUUAUGGGAAGUAGGCAAGAAUCCAGGGACACACGGCUGCAUCUCUCCGAAAGCUGGUGGUUUAAAGACGAAUGUGGAUGAAGCCAUGUUCCAGGGAUCGGGACGGUCGGGUAUAGGAGCGGUAGUCCGUGACGCGCGAGAUGGGGAACGUUAUGGCCUCGAUGGUAGGUCAGUUUGCUUACUUUGGUGAUCCCAUGGUUGUGGAGGCCCUAGCGAGGUUAGUAGGAGGAAUGGACGUAGGUGGGGUAAUAGCUGACUGUAUCCAGCUUGCUCAGACGAUGAACGAUGUCUCCUUUACGCACUGUAAACCGAACGGGAACCACACGGCACAUGAUUUGGCGAGAUGGUUGGAGCAGGUGAAUGAGGAGCAGACUUGGGUUGAUGAAAUCCCCUUUUGCCAGUAUGAAAGUAUGCCAAAUGAGAAGGCUCAUCUCAAUUGAUGUAUUCUGGGCUCCAUAAUUAAUAAGGGUACACCGUUUAU